CCGCGAAGGCUUCACCAGAGGACAUCAAAAUCGAAGUUGCUGUGUUGGUGGACUUGAAGAAAGACUACGAAAAAGAAACAGGAGAAGAGUACUUAGCACCCGGACAGGAGAAGAAAGAGAAGAAAAAAGAUGCCAAGCAGGAGGUAUGA
Molecule: messenger RNA, 149 nt
Organism: Sphaeroforma arctica JP610
Lineage: Eukaryota; Ichthyosporea; Ichthyophonida
Exons: 1
Source: RefSeq, a predicted model, not a curated record